GUACUUCAUGCACAAGAAGAAACUCCACCUGUGCGUUAAAAGUACUCAGUGCACUGCCUGGAUUACAUUGGAAAUAAGCUUCCAAUUUGGACUCUUUUUUGCAGCAGUUACAAAUACAGUUUGAUCAGACAAUAGUCUGCAAUUAGCCAGAGGGGGGAUAUGUUGCGUAACGUCUCCAAGGUCCAUGUUUUGGUUAGUUUUGCCUUUAUUUUCGUCGUUCUGGGGGCCAUCUAUAUCUACUCAGGACAUGAUGUCGCAUCCUUCAGCUUUUGCCAGCCAUGUGAUGCUAACCCUGAGCCAGAGGUGAACGAUUUAACACAUGCACUGAAGGUUGUAGAGAUGAAAGAGUGCCCAAACAACAAAUGGAAGAUCACAGAACUAAAAAUGCAAAAUGGACUGAAAUAUGCUCAGCCAAGCACACAGCAAGGACGCACUGAUGUGAACUCAGUGACAAACUGGAAUGCCCCUCUGGUUUGGGAGGGAACCUUUGAUCCAGUCGUUAUCGAUGCUAUUUAUAAGAUAAUGGACCCAAGAGUUGCUGUGGUGGUGUUUGCUGUUGGCAAAUACACACGUUUCUUGAAGGGCUUCCUGGAGUCGGGUGAAAAGUACUUUCUUGUUGACUUCAGAGUCACUUACUACAUCUUCACAGACAAUGAACAAGAAGUUCCCAAAAUUCAACUGGGUAAGGGCCGGAAGAUAUCAGUGGUCAAUAUCCCCAGUGCCACCCGCUGGCAGGAAGUAGUACUUGGCAGGAUGAAAUGGGCCACCAUCACCAUUGAAAAAAGGAUUCGUGAUGAAGCAGACUAUCUUUUUAUGAUGGACAUUGACAGUGUCUUCCACAACCGUUUUGGGGCCGAGUCCCUCAGUCGGCUGUCGGCUGUGCUUCACCGUGGCUACUACAAGAAUACAAAAAGGGAUGUCUUUCCAUAUGAGCGUCGGCCCAAGUCCAAGGCCUACAUUCCUAUUGGUGAAGGAGACUACUACUACACUGCUGCUGUCUGGGGUGGAUACCUGGAGGACAUGUACAAGCUAGUCAAAUACUGCUACACACAAUCAGAGGAGGACUCCAAGAACAACAUUGAAGCUGUGUGGCAGGAAGAGAGUCACCUCAACAAGUACCUGUUGUACAACAAACCAACCAAGGUGCUAUCUCCAGAGUACCUGUGGUCAGACUAUGAUAAGAUACCAGCAGACAUUAAACUCGUCAGGAUCUCUCAGGUGGUCAAGAACUAUGCAGAAGUGCGGCCCAAUGGUGGACAGUGAUGUCAAGUCAAUGAUAUCCAGGACAAUGGUAUAUGUUAUGGCCUAUCAUAUAGUCAUAAAGUAAAAAUGAAGGGUUUAAAGAAAUAUCAAAUAAGUGGAUUUAAAUCUUGGUCCCCUGUAUGAUUUAUACAAGAUGAAAUGUUCAUGUUUUAUAGCAUGGGGUUCUUCAACUCUGCUUAAUCACUCUUGCUUUUCUUUGUUUUGGGUUUAAGGAUGCCUCAGCAUCAAUUAUAGCUUACUUACACUUCCUACACAUCAUCUAUGUUUUGUUUUUUUGUAAAGUAUAGAACACAGAAAAAAAAUGAUUUUUAUGGUAAACUCUGCAGCCUUCAUUUUCUUGCUUUUCUAAGAUGUACAUGUAAGCUGCCAUACUGCCCCCUAGUGUGAGCUCGCGUUCCCUGGAUUCUCUGGGACUUAAAAAGCAAAUUAGUUUGUUCAAGUUUAUUCGUGGAGCACAACUAGUUGCAAAUUCAAUACCUCAGUAUCCGACUGAUGAUAAAAAAAAAGGUUGAAACAUAACAGCAGACACACACACAUCAUGCUGUAUGUUCACUUCUACGUUGUUCACAAUUUUAUAUUGAAUUUAAGCUAUAAAGAAAGUGUUGGAAAGAUUUACAUUAUAGACCAUGCUUGUGACUUUUGUAAUUAAGACAGUAAACACUAUUUACAGUAAUUUCUCAUUCUCACUGUAUUUACACCUAUUUUGGGUAGAUAUACAGUUAUAUGCAAAUGUUUGGCCACACCUCGACAAAUAACACAUUUUACUGAUUUUUAUUUUAUUUUUUUAAAGAUGUGAACACAGUCUCUUGAGAGUAUAUUUGCAGCAAACAUCAAUGCAUUGUUUCAUUUUAUUUCACAAAUUGAACAAAAAUAAAAAUACUAAUGUGGCAUGUGCAAAAGUUUGACCAACCUAA
Messenger RNA from Dicentrarchus labrax (European seabass), 2177 nucleotides. Its product is annotated as globoside alpha-1,3-N-acetylgalactosaminyltransferase 1-like. The transcript has 11 exons. NCBI's taxonomy places the organism in Eukaryota, Metazoa, Chordata, Actinopteri, Moronidae. Bases 160 to 1263 code for a protein of 367 amino acids. Gene Ontology annotation, molecular function: hexosyltransferase activity. The record is from RefSeq and is a predicted model, not a curated record. Gene Ontology annotation, biological process: carbohydrate metabolic process. Gene Ontology annotation, cellular component: vesicle; membrane; Golgi apparatus.